Cylicocyclus nassatus is the source of this 274-nucleotide messenger RNA. The record is from the annotation of a GenBank genome assembly. NCBI's taxonomy places the organism in Eukaryota, Metazoa, Nematoda, Chromadorea, Rhabditida, Strongylidae.
AGGCAUUUCACGUCAGUUCGACAAGAAUGAGAAUUUUCAACCUUACCUUUUUGUUACUUACCAUCUUGGUGAUUCUCUCUGCUGUGGACGUUGGUGAAUGCGGAGUUAUCGAUAAAGUAAGAGCAGUAUUCGAAAACCUUCCGACCUUCGCUGAAAGUUUGAAAAGAAUUGCACAAGCAGUUAGAAACGUCAGAGAAGCAAAUGGUGCAUUACCUGUACCUCAAGAUGGAAAGUGAUGUUUUGUGCUCGAUUGUCGAUAAAUCUUGGCAUGGUG